UUCACAUCUUCCAUGAUGUUAACGAACAGAUCCUCGGCAACAUUGAAUAUACAUAUUUCAUGUGAUAAAAAAAAGAUGUUGUGAAUGGGGACGUCAUCUCUGCGUCUAUUCUCCAAUAAAUCAUAUGUAGCAACCGAUCAACAUUCGUGUACGAGUCAGCGACUGUACGGGAGGCUUUGAACGUAGCUUACCUUUUUCACCAAGAUAAAUGAAGUUUCAAGGUGAAAACUACUUAAAGUGGUAGAGCAAAUCACAAUAGCUAAAAUUUGACACUCCUGCUGGUAAGUCAAUGAAGCAUCGUCUGACAUUACACAGUUGCUGACAUAUCACAAACUUGCCAUAUAUAUAAAAUUGCAUUGAGCAUUAUUUAUUAAUCGAUUUACACUUUAACAUAAAGAAUAAGCUGUUUUACCUUUAAGGUAUUUUUUGGAAAUAUAGACGGUAACAUGGUAAAGCGGAAUCCUCUACCCAUUCCUGUACUCACGUCGGUUGUUACCAUUUUACCCAUCACUGCUAAUAAUAACGUUGGCCUAAGGCUUGAGCUUUACGGUUGCAAGGGAGGAUAUUAUUUUGUUGCUUGGUUGAUGUUAAAGGAGACUCUUUUCUCUGUGGCUCACACCGAUCCAUCGAAUUAUGAAUAUGAAGAAGUCACCGUAACCGUCGUGGAAGAGAUAAGAAGAAUUCUUGGGACAUCCAGAGGAUUCCUUCACGCACGUAUAAUAAAUUUAAGCCCACAAAAGUCAACAUCGUUGGCUACUAUGGUAACUGCCAUGGUAGAAAUCCAUUGUUUACGAUCAAGUGAACAAGUCCUGUUGGCGAAUCUUAAAACUGCCUUGGAAGAAUUCGAAACAGUUUUUGAACCAAGCUAUAUCAAGUUUCAGUUUCCAAAAAGAUGUGGCUGUACGCCUCUAAGAGUAAGGAUCAAGCUUAGAAAAACGAUGAAGACCGCUGAGGAGUAUAGACUUUCGCAGAUGCUCAGAUUUCCUGUUGAGCUAGAAAACUCAUGUCAGUCGAGCGGAUCAAAAUUCUACUCCUGGACAGUCUCAAAAAUAGACAAAGAAACAGGCUUAUUUGGCCCUUUACUUGAGUUCGGAAAAAAGGAUCGGUUCUUUUUACCCUUACGUAUGAUGCGCGUUGGGUAUGCCUACAUUCAAUGUUUGGUAGAAAUUUCCGGUAAUACUGGCUCCAUAGCUUACGACUACGGCUACAUAAGAGUGGUUCGGGAUCCCCUUCAGGCACACAUCAUUGAUAUAUCCGAGUCGUCGUCUAAAAUCAUAUUAAGUGCGAAGGAAUCUCUUGAUACCGGUAGCAGGAGGCCUGGAACACAAGGUCUGCGGUUUGCUUGGUUUUGCAGGCUCGUAAACGAAACGUUUUCGCACGAGAUAGAGCGUGUUGUGGACAAGCCACUAGGUAGAAAUAAGAGUAACUCAGGAUGUCUGGGAUUUGGACCUGGUAGACUCACCUCUAGGAAUGAGGUAUUAACACUGGAUAUAACGGACAUGAUCAAAAGCGAGAUGUACGUCUUCAAGCUUAUGGUCGAGAAAGACUUCAGGAAUGCAAGUGCUGUGUAUGAAUUUACAGUGAAGCCUGCCGUGUCCAUCAGUAUAAGAUGCUUGUCAAAUUGUGGUGAAAAGGUCACCCCGCAAGAUGAUCUACUACUAGAGGCUCACUGCGCGGGACAUUCGUGCGACAAAGUCUCAAGAUACAAGUGGAGUUUUCAUUUAGUUAACCAGGAGGACCUCUCUGUUCAAGUAGUUCAUCAUCUUCGAAGUUAUUCUCAAAUGAACGGCCAACGUUUUUUGAUGGAAGACAUUUCCAAAUUGCGAGACGACUCAAAUAAACAAAUCAUCUACGUCGUUAAAGCCAUUGUUCAACUGGAUAAAAAAACAAAGUUUGAAGGAAGGUUUCCCUUCUUAGUUAACUCACCCCCUAACAGAACUUCAAAUACCAGCUGUCACGUCACACCAAUGGAAGGUGAAGCAAUUUCAACAGAUUUUCUGAUCACGUGUUCGGGCUGGAACGACGAAGAUAAACCACUUGUUUACGAGUUCAGAUAUCAAGAUAAACACGGCAUGGUCCUGAUUCAAACUGGACCUCUGAACAGAGUCAUUACAAAACUUCCGGUGGGAAAAGCGACGGAAGAUUAUUCGCUAGUUCUUGAGGCUCAAGUAGGGGACUCAUUUAAAGACUUCGUUGAAACUCGUCUUUUAGUUAAGGUACGUCCACCCAAGCAGUCUGAAUUAAACGAUGGACUUGUGGAAAAGCAGCUUAGCGUCAUCCGGGACUUUGUGCAGGCUGGCGAUGCUAACCGAGCAACUGAGCUUGCUUUUAUGCUGAUGUCAACUGUGAAGGACUUUAGUGAUGGAUCAUUUGAGGAAAAAUCGGGCGCCAUUUUACAAGAUAUGAAAGGCAUAAAAGUCAAUAGCGUGGUUCAUGUUACAAAAGUCGCGGCUGUAGUUGCUUGGGCAACAGAGAAUAGGAGAAGUGUUCCUAUGUCUUUGCAGACUGAUGCGUUGACCCUCCUGACCGAAGCCACAGAUUUCAUGGCGAUACAGUUCACUUCCAACAGUACCCACGAUACCAAGCUUGCCAAGAAUGUUAGCUCUGGUCUUCUCAAUAGCAUUGGAAGUGUUCUACAGAUUUCUUCAAGGGACGCCAAAGUAGAAACAAAGGACAAUUUUAUAAAAGAAAAGGGAAGAGAAACAACCAUGAAGACACUGGAUUUAGUCAGAAAAGUUGGCGAAGUCCUUUAUUCUACAGGUAGUAACCGCCAGAAUAAAACGGUGGUGAAAUCUAACUUUGUCGACAUAAUAAUCUACGAAGAAAAACCAAAAGAUCUCAGUGGGAAGAGUAUCAGCGAGGGAGGAGCUAGUGUUGCCAUUCCUGACUCGAAGGAUAUAUUUCCUAAUGCAAACGAGAGUGUCACAAUACAGAUGAUGGCGUUUAAAGAAAAUACCACAUCUUUUUUCAAAUAA
Stylophora pistillata is the source of this 2975-nucleotide messenger RNA. Its product is annotated as polycystin-1-like protein 2. Gene Ontology annotation, biological process: detection of mechanical stimulus. Lineage: Eukaryota; Metazoa; Cnidaria; Anthozoa; Scleractinia; Pocilloporidae. Gene Ontology annotation, cellular component: membrane. Gene Ontology annotation, molecular function: calcium ion binding; protein binding; calcium channel activity. The record is from RefSeq and is a predicted model, not a curated record.